AUGCUGGUUGAGCUGGGUAGUGGUGCUUCUUCCAAAACCCGUCCGGUUAUAGAGGCCCUGCUUGAACGACAAGGAGAACUGACUUAUGUGCCCGUGGACAUAGCGAAAGACUACAUUCGGGAAGUCUCGCGAGAACUGGAGCGAGAGUACAACGCCCUAACGGCGGAGCCCUUUGGGGGCCUGUACAUGGACGGGUUACGUCAUCUUGCUGGUCGCCCGGAGCCCAAACUUCUCCUGUUCCUCGGCAGCAGUUUUGGUAACGUCCCCAUUGACGAGCAGCUUCCCAUGAUGAAUGAAAUAAGGGCACGUCUCAAAGUCCAGGACCGCUUCUUGCUGGGGCUGGACAUGAACACUGAUCGCGAGGCCGUCAUCAGGGCUUACCGGGCAGAGUUUACACGAUGCCCAUGGCUGGAUAACUUCAUCGAUCGGCUGAACAAGGACUUUGAGGCAGACAUGAACAAGAUGGCGUUUGAAGACACCGUGGAUUUUUUGGAGAACCCUGCUUACGGGGACACGCCCAGCUAUGUUCAGCAAUAUCUCAAAAGCUCUACAAAACAACGGGUGCACCUGAGAAAGCUUGGUGUUACCAUAGAUUUCCUGGCUGGCGAGAGGCUGUACCUGUCAGAAGGUCAGAACUACAGCUGUAAAUACAGCGAGCAUCAGGUGCGCCGUCUGGUGGAGAAAAGCAACUUUGCAGUUGAGGGCUUCUGGGUCAACGAAGAAGCCAAAUACUGUGUGGUGUGCUUGGUCCCAAAUGAAAAGUCUGAUGCAGCUCCGGGACAAGCCACCAUCAACCUUGCCAGAUGUGUGGCCAUGGGACCCGUCGGUGGCAUGCAAAGAGGGGUCAAGAUGCACCAGGGAACCUGUUAG
Molecule: messenger RNA, 870 nt
Organism: Branchiostoma floridae (Florida lancelet)
Lineage: Eukaryota; Metazoa; Chordata; Leptocardii; Amphioxiformes; Branchiostomatidae
Product: histidine N-alpha-methyltransferase-like
Exons: 6
Coding region: 1-870 (289 amino acids)
Molecular function (GO): methyltransferase activity
Source: RefSeq, a predicted model, not a curated record